AUGACUCUUCUGCCUCGCAAAAUAUGGGAGAAAAUUGUAGCAAGGGUUGCGUCGGCCUUGAUCCAUGAUCUGUUUAACAUGCAGGCGACUUGCAAAGUGUUUUUGGACGCAGCCCGCUCAUCUGUGGUGUACAAGGUGGCCUCCAUGGCGGAGAUACCCGGCGUGUUCGGUUAUGACAUGGAGGACCGUCCUAAGGAUGGGUUCCUUUAUAAAAGCGCGCACGCAGGAAAUCCGGCCGCUAUAUUCCGUAUAGGGAUGAGGGAAUUCUUCUGGAUGGGCCGAGAAGUCGGUGGGUGCGGCACCCUGCUUAACGCCGCCGAUGCGGGCGGCCUCCAAGCCCGCUACAUGUGUUGCAUUUCCUUAGUCUGUUUACUUUCAGAUGAAGCUUCGUUGUAA
Molecule: messenger RNA, 396 nt
Organism: Arachis ipaensis
Lineage: Eukaryota; Viridiplantae; Streptophyta; Magnoliopsida; Fabales; Fabaceae
Source: RefSeq, a predicted model, not a curated record